This is a messenger RNA of Penicillium samsonianum, 1209 nucleotides long. Its product is annotated as Zn(II)2Cys6 transcription factor domain-containing protein. The transcript has a single exon. NCBI's taxonomy places the organism in Eukaryota, Fungi, Ascomycota, Eurotiomycetes, Eurotiales, Aspergillaceae. The coding region runs from base 1 to 1209 and encodes 402 amino acids. Gene Ontology annotation, molecular function: DNA-binding transcription factor activity, RNA polymerase II-specific; zinc ion binding; DNA binding. Gene Ontology annotation, biological process: aflatoxin biosynthetic process; regulation of DNA-templated transcription. Gene Ontology annotation, cellular component: nucleus. The record is from RefSeq and is a predicted model, not a curated record.
AUGGUGACCAUACGAUCCCCCGGUAGCCAAACGCGCCGGAAAUUUAAAGAGAGCUGUAGCCAGUGUGCCUUUGUCAAAGUGAAGUGCGGCAAGGAAAAGCCAACCUGUUCUCGUUGCCAAGCUCGCGGUCUCCGUUGCAACUAUGAAGUCUCCCACCGUGCCGGUCGACGCCCAGCUGCCGAGCGUGUCUUGUCGGCAGAUCGGAUCAGUACAUCCACCAGGCCCACUCCGACCGCAUCGCCCCCUGCUGCACCGAGCGACAAAAGUGAAGACUUUGCUGCUCAGUUCGCGGCCUCACUGCCGAAUCCUAUCGAUCAAAUGUGCGGGCUGGAUUUGCCAGAUGUUCUGUCGUUGUCUGGUACGGAAAUACCCACCGGGGAGGGCCUCUCUCCAUAUCUUCUCGGGGUGCUCCCGUCGGAGCGAAAUUCUUGCGGCAAUGAGAUGAAAUCAGCUGCAUCAGCCCUGGUCGACAUCGACUCAUACAAAUUAUGGCCUGCAUUAGGAGAGAUACCCAACCAGUUCGAUAUUUUGGGAACAUCAUCUUCAUCAUCCAUCAACAGUGUCUGCAACGGCACCCUAAUAGGCGAGAGCAGCUGUGCACAGAAAAUGCUGACUGUGCUCUCGGGAGCGCAGAAUGAUACUCAUUACAAACCUUGGUUGCUUGACCCUAGUGCUCCCGGGGUGGACAUAGCCAUGGGAUGCAAUCGAAACAUCUUAGAAGUGGCGACCUCAGUGUUGGAAUGCCCUUGUCUACAAACAAAUUAUCAGCUCCGCUACCUGCUCGUCUUUGCUGGCAUGGACGUUUUAGCUCGACAUGCUGCCGUGGCCGGCUCGGGCCCAGCGGGCAGUGAGGACCAGGUAGCCCGCGCCAGCCUUGUUUUCGGCGAGCUUCACCGCGUCCUUCAAUUCAUCGAUAUUCUCUUCCACCAAUGCCGUCAACGGCCCUCUUCUUCUUCCUCAAUUACCAGCCCGCGUCGCUCACCCACCCCUCCUCAACCACUCGGCUUCCCAGAUUCAAUAGAUCCCAUGGUAAUGGCCAGUGGUCAAAUUUCUGCUGCACACUCGCCGCCAGAUUUUGACUUUUAUGACGACAACAACCGAAUCCACGACAGGAUGUUCGAUCUUGUCUUCCUGCCGCUCGAGGUUGAGGUCCGCCGGCAAUUCGAGGGCGUACGAGAUGAGAUCAAAUCCAUCCUUCGCAAUGUAUGA